AAAUCAGAUUGCUUCAAACCUUUUAAAUAAAAACACGUCUUUAGUUUUGCACGACAUCAAGUUAUACAUUUAAAGUCUUGUGUUAGAAAGUUGAUAAAAAUUCUGAAAUUACGUAGGUUUAAUCCUUUCCCAGACUACAUUUGAUCUACCACAACUUCUUAAUGAUGAUAAGCAUGACUAGCAUGUCCAAUACGUUCAACAUGAGCAGUAAAUCCAGUUUUAUCAUCAGCAUGAUACUUGACAACACGUUUAGUUCCAUCAGCUUCAUCCAAUGUGUAUUCACCCUUAACAACAUCUCCAUCACGAUGCUCCCAUUGACUCUUGUGGUCAUGUGUGUGUGGAUCAUUAACUCCAUAUUCGAAUUUGUAUGAUGGAUGAUGAUAAUAAUCAUUGCCUUCAUCAUGAUCGUCAUGAUGAUGAACUGCAACUACUGGAACUGCAUGAUGAACGACUGGAACUGCAUGAUGAACAAUUGGUGCAACAUGAUGAUGCUGAACUUUGACUUCGUAAGCAUGUCCGGCAUCAUGAUAAGCACAAGCAGCUCCGAAAAGUACAAAAACUACGAAAAUUGACUUCAUUUCUGAGACUGUUGAGAUUGUUUGCUGUUGAAUGUUUGAAUUGGAACUGAUGCAAGUCUGAACAGCUGUUCAUGUUAUUUAUACUUCGAUUAUGUUGCAAGUUUUAUGCUUUGCGAAUUAUUUCAAUGAACAGUUUUGUGUAUUAAUUAAUUCGACUUUAAGUUCACAUGCAUUUUGACAACCAAAAAUAUUUGCUGGUUUUUGCAGGAUUUUUGAAAGUUUUGUUUGGUUUAUUUUCAUCAAAUAAAGCGUAAUGACUAGAAUUUUAUUAUGAUGUCAUUUCCACGACGGUGGAAAUAUUGUACAAGAGGUUUGGCUACUGAUAACGUUUUGGUUUAAUUUGCUAUUCGAUAAGAAUACAUUUGCAAAUUUUGAUAAUUGUUAUAGGCAACGAAAGGAUAAGGAAUCAACAAUCACAUCGGCAAGUGUCGCUAUAUAACUUUUGCGAAGAUUAUUAAUUUAUAACAUUUGUGUAACUUCUCGAGUGUCAUUUUCAACUCAUUUAUUAAAAAGCAUUUUCUUCGGCCAAUUAUCAGAUUUUUUUCGGCUUUCGGAUAAACAACACGUCUUCUUUCAUAGUUGAACAUAGUUAUACAUUUUCGGGAAAUUAAGUGAUUGCAAUUAAAUAAAAUAAUUUAAAAGAUUAUUUUUAGAUUCUUUACAAAUCAUGGCAACUUCAAAUUUUGUUGAAAUAUCCGACGGAAUCUUUGAACUCAACCAAGAUGUCAUUUCAACAUCAGAUAUCCAGAAGAUCCCAAUCAACUUAUCUGAGCUUCGAAUCAAUUGUAAAACUUUUCAAUUCAAGUCAAAUCUACAAACUAAAUUUCGUGGCAAAAGUCUUACAAUCAACACAAAUAAUGCAGAAAUCCAGCAGUCAUGUACAGUCGACUUGUCAGGAAAUCCAAAGAAUCCUUACACAACUGACGCUGGAAGUGACAUGCAAGGAAAUGGACGAAAUGGAGAAAAUGGACGUCCUGGUGAAAAUGCAGGCAACUUCACGUUAAAAUGCAAAAAAAUCACAGCCUUAAAAGGCGCAACUUUAACAAUAAUUUCGAACGGAGCUAAUGGAAUGAAUGGACAGAAUGGUGGCAAUGGAGAUGACGGAACCAACGGCAUUGAUGCAACAGAUCGCAGUUUCAUCAUUAGAAGAUGUGAUUUUAUGCUUAACAAUCCAGUAUAUGCGGAGAGUCGCGAAAUGUAUAGAUUAUUCGGACUUAAUUCUUGGCAAGACAACACAUCGCAGUCAGUAAUAACAACAGAAGAUGGACUGACUGCAUUUAUUUAUGUCCAAACUAGUAAUAAUGAAGAUUGGGGUUUGAUGUUGGUGAAAGGAAGUGCAGGUUUGCCUGGAAAUCAAGGAGGUCAAGGAGGAAUUGGUGGUGAGGGUGGACUUCCUGGAAAUAUUUCAAUUCAAUGCGAUCAAGAUGAUUACGAAGGUAUUAUUAGAAAGAUUAGUGAACCUGGCAGAGACGGUUCCAAUGGAGCUGAUGGAUCUAAUGGCACAAAUGGUAAGGAUGGGCGUGAUUUAUGGAGGUAUGACCUAAGAAGCUGGAUCCAACCAGAAACAUUUGGUGAAGAUAAACGAACAAAAUUUAAAUUGGUAUGGGGUGCAGGAGAUUAUUCAGUUUGUGACAGUAUAAAGAAUGACUAUGUUCGGGUUGAAGAAGUUCAAGAUGCAGAAGAGCCAUUAGAAGCUGAAUUGGAGCCUGACACUGAAGAAGCUUUGAUAAUUCCAAACGAAAUUGAGAAUGCCGAGAUUGAAGAUGCCGAGAUUGAAGGUGCCGAGAUUGAAGGUGCCGAUGUUGAAGGUGCCGAGAUUGAUGAUGCCAAGAUUGAAGAUGAACUAAUUGUAGAAACCCAAAGACCAACAUUAAUCCGCAGCUAUAUAACUGAACCAGCAAUCAAAGUAUAUUUACAAAUUAUCUCUUGGACAACAGCUUUUAUAAGUUUCUUUAACUGGAGUAACUAUACUUCAACUGACAAUAAGAAAGAUGAUUGAAAUGUAAGGCAAUGUAGUUAAAGAUGUCCCGCUCGGAAAGGCUUUAAUUUGUUGUGUGAUUUUUUUUUUUUGAAAAGCUACAUUAUAAAAAUUUAUUGAUUCACUGUAUAAGAAAAUUUUCCUCCUCUAAAGUGAGUGAAAGCUAAAUCCCAGAGAUCAAAGAAAUAAAGAUUCAAAAUUUUAAAUUUUUUGCAAUUUUAUUUUAAGGCUUCAACCAUUUCAUUGCCUCUUUGGUAGACUUAAUAAUGAUGUCCAUAGCUAUGUUCAUGACUAGCAUGUCCAAUACGUUCAACAUGAGCAGUAAAUCCAGUCUUAUCAUCAGCAUGAUACUUCACAACACGUUUAGUUCCAUCAGCUUCAUCCAAUGUGUAUUCACCCUUAACAACAUCUCCAUCACGAUGCUCCCAUUGACUCUUGUGGUCAUGUGUGUGUGGAUCAUUAACUCCAUAUUCGAAUUUGUAUGAUGGAUGAUGAUAAUAAUCCUUGCUGUCAUGAUGUUCAUCUACAUGAUGAUGAUAUCCAGUUGGAAUGUUGUGAUCAUCACGUGAGACAUAACUUGAGCCAUGUCCAUAAGCUGUUGCGGCAGCAAUGAGGAGGGAAAAUGCUAAAAUUGACUUCAUUUUUUUGGAAUUGAUUGUUUGCUGUUGAAUGUUUGAAUUGGAACUGAUGAUGAAUUGAACAGUUGAUCGUGGUUUUAUAGUGAUUUGGAUGUUGCAAUGGCUGUGAAGCUUGCAUAGUUUUUUCGUGUAAGUUUUCGAUUGAUUUAAUUAGUUUUGAGUAUGAAUUAUGACAUUCAAUAAUUUUUAUGAUUUUUGUUAGAAACUAAAGCUGGGCAUGUGUUGGGAUCGCGCGGCAAUGGGCCCACGUGCGCCCAAGCCAAGGAAGUAAAAUAUGACCAAAUGAAAAAUGCAAUAAAAUAUCAGAUUUUAAGGCCACAUUUAAGCACCAAAACUGGUUUAAGUAGAAUUCCAUCCAAAAUAUCCAGCAGAGCUCAUCCCUGACCUACCCAACUUUCACCUUCAAUAACAAGAUUUAAAGUUCAAUAAUCCCCAAAAAACGAGUUUCUACAUUUCGAUUAGAACAAAUUUUUUGUGCAUAUUUAAGAUGCAGAUGCAGUCAGUUGCCACAAUGAGAGCAGUUAAGGCGUUAAUAAAAAAAUUAAAGAAUUUAUCUGUGAAAUAUUUUUUAUUUUCAAUUCCAACUUUUGGGAUAUUUUUGUUAAUUUUCAUAAAUGUUUUGAUAAAUUUUGCAAAUUUUAAAAUUUUCUCAAAUUCGGUGUCAAAAUGUCGCGAUUGGAAUAAUUAUGAGCAGAUGUAUAAGGAGAUGGUCAGGAUGGGCGUCGGUGAAAAUGGAACUGAAGUCAUUUUGACAGAUAAAAAUGAAAUUGAGAUGAAUAUUAAGGCAUUCAAUCAAACUGGAUAUUCUGUUGUCAUUUCUGAUAAAAUCAGCGUCAAUCGGUCAAUUAAAGACACAAGACAUCCAAAUUGUCAGAAGUAUUUAUACCCAAGUGAACUUCCAAAUGUCUCAAUUAUCAUAAUCUUCUACAAUGAAGUCUUUAGCGUCCUUAAAAGAACAUUACACUCAAUUGUCAAUCGAACUCCACCGGAACUGCUGCAUGAAAUCAUUUUAGUCAAUGACAUGAGCUCAAAUGUGGAACUUUAUGACCCAUUAAAGGAUUACAUUGCUGAGAACUUCCCAACAACUACAAUUAGAAUUAAGAAUCUUAAGGAAAGGAAGGGAUUGAUUGUGACGAGGCUGGAAGGUGCUGAGAUUGCGACUGGAGAGGUUCUUGUGUUUUUUGAUUCCCAUACAGAAGUCAAUGUCAACUGGCUGCCUCCACUUUUGACACCAAUCAAAGCUAACAGGAGGCUGGCCACAAAUCCAACGAUUGAUUACUUCUCAGCAACAACAUUUAAGGUUGAUGGAGCACCGUACUACAGUGAUCGUGGAGGUUUUGACUGGAACUUAGUAUGGCAUUUGUUUGAACGAAAGGUACCGGAUGGAUAUAACAAGCUAAAGCCAUAUCCGAAUCCAAUUAUGCUUGGCUGUGGUUUUGCAAUUGACAGGAAAUUCUUCAUGGAGGAACUUGAUGGAUAUGACAGGGAUUUUAGGAUAUGGAAUGCUGAAAACUAUGAACUAAGCCUCAAACUAUGGCUGUGUGCUGACGGUCUCUAUGAAGUUCCAUGCAGCCGCAUCACACACACAUUCCGAACAUUCAAUCCAUCCAGAUCCAGUGUCCCAUACGACUACUUAGGCAGGAACUUUAAACGACUUGUUGAGGUCUGGUUUGAUGACUUUAAAGAUACAUUUUAUGACAGGAACCGAGAGAGGUACGAUAAAAUUGAUCCUGGUGAUCUCAGCCAUCCGAAAGCUGUUCGCGAGAGGCUGAAUUGCAAAAAUUUCAAAUAUUUCCUAGACAAUGUCAUACCUGAAAUGACUCUAAAGUAUCCAGCAAAUAAGACAGUUCCAGAUUUUGCGUCUGGACAGAUCAAGUCACUACAGGAUGAGAAAUACUGCAUGUACUACGUAAAAGGUCAAAAUAAUGACUCAGCGUUUUUAAAGGAAUGUCACAAAGGCGAUAAACUUCCAGACUCUCAAUUUUACAGGCUUAAUUUCUACAAAAAUAUUGUGUCUGGAUAUACUGAGCAAUGCCUUGAUGCUCAUAAUGUCCACUUCCGGAAUUGUCAUUAUAGUAAUUAUGGAAAUCAAUUCUGGAAGCUCAAUCAAACUACAAACAUGAUUAAUUCUGGAUCUGAUGGCAAUAACAACUGCUUGACUGCUGAUUUUAAGGAUCACAAGUUCUUGAUGAAAGCCUGCAAUGUCAGUGACAUGAGUCAGAAGUGGAAGUUUACUUAUGAAAAUUCAACAGCUUUAAAUGACUGGAAGAACAUUUAUGGAUAUGAAAAGGUGUUUUUUGGAGACAAGGGGAUGCCAAAGGAUGUAAUGCAGCCUUUGAUAUUUGAUGAAGAAUGUCCAAUGGAUUAAAAUGUCAAAUAAUCUCAAAAAUUCAAUAAAAAAACUCUAAUUUUCGAA
This is a messenger RNA of Chironomus riparius, 5610 nucleotides long. NCBI's taxonomy places the organism in Eukaryota, Metazoa, Arthropoda, Insecta, Diptera, Chironomidae. The record is from the annotation of a GenBank genome assembly.